This is a messenger RNA of Danaus chrysippus (African queen), 2754 nucleotides long. NCBI's taxonomy places the organism in Eukaryota, Metazoa, Arthropoda, Insecta, Lepidoptera, Nymphalidae. The record is from the annotation of a GenBank genome assembly.
AUGGUAGGCGUAAAACGUGAGGUGGAUUCGCGGUAUAAAGUUGUUUUCUUGGAAGUUAUCGCCCUUUAUGUACUACGACAAUAUUUCUAUACGUUAAUGAUGGGCGAGCGUAUCAGACGCGUCGGUGCACCGUUCUACGCCCCUCCAAGGAAGACGUCGGCUGAAAUCAUUAGCGAAGCCCGAGCUGCUAUAUCUGCAGGCAAGUUAAUCAGACAGACUAUUCCCGAGACUAUAAGUCUCAAGUAUCAAACAGUUCAGGAGAGUAGCGAGGAUGCGUUUAUUAAUUACCAGAUAUCAGAACAGGAGCACGUUUCAAAUGGUGUGUCGUUUGUAGAAAAUCAGCAGCAAAGAAAGAAAAUAGUAAGUACCAUGUUGAAGUCUACGAAAUCUAUUAAAAACGCCGAUGCCUGGAGCGGUUUCCCCAAAUUGCCUCACCUCAGCGGAAAAAGUAAGCCGUUACAUAGAAGGAAUACAAUCGGACAAAAUGAUGAUAACGUUAGCAGAAGUAAAAGUUUGGGUGAAAAGUCAGUUUCUUACGACGAGGGAACUUUAAGUGAGGUGUCAGUGAGACAUCUUGCUGUACAGCUACCAAUCACCAGUGAUGAUUGUCACAAUAUGACAGCCCUAGAGUUAUCAGAGGCGUUGUCUCAGAAGAAUCAGGGCGUUGAUCGCGUGCUCGGUCUACUGGACUCUCUCCAGAAGACCGUGGAGCAGACCAGCCCUGGAGACAGUCUCCGUGAGCUGGUGCUGCGAGCAUUAAUAUCUAGAGCUCGUGAUAAUGAUGAGAGGGUCCUCGUUAAAGUCGCAAGGCUUCUGCUUACGAUGCGUGUCACCGGAACGUAUUUGACCGCUGCUUGCAAAUUGGUCUUCAAAAUUGCCAGCAACGAUAAGAAUGAUGGCGUCUUCAAGAAUUCAAACCUUCUAGAACUAAUCGUGGAGUCAUGUGCCCGCGCGUGUCCUUUAUCUGAGAGCUCGAGUGUGUUACACGCGAUGGGAGCCCUACGUGUGUUAGCCCUGGAGCCUUCCCUCGCAGCCCGCAGUCGCACCGCCGGUGCUCUACACCUGGCUGUGUUACACCUCAAAAUCAUCAACAACGCCAAAGCUGAACGUCCGCGUCAAGUGACCGAAGAGACGACACACGCGUUGUACCAGCUGACUGGAGCUUUAAGGAAUCUAGCUGGCAGUGGGUGGCAGGAGAGGGAGGGGGAGGAACUUGAAGGAGAUACGGGGAGGGAGUUCGCAAGCAGUGGAGCGAUAGCAGAACUCAUCAACGCAUUGACAUUACAUACAGAUCGAGAUGUACUGACUAAUGUAGCAAGGUGUCUAAGCGUAUUGUCAUCAUGGCCUUCAUGUUUGAACGCCUUGUGUUCAUGUCCGGGAGCGUCUCGAGCUUUGCUAACAGCGCUUGGAGCUUGUGCCGCGAGGGCAGCGCUGGCUGUAAGACUAGCUUACACCUUGGGCAACAUGGCCGCUCAUUGUGAUCAAGCUAGAAUAGAGAUAUACAACGAGAAGGGCAGCAUCGACGUUCUAUUGACCAUACUGGAGUCAUACACGCAACGUAACGAUAACGACACGAGGGAACACGACAACGAUCCGGACUUACAUUUAAUAGGUUCUGAUCUUGGUGGAUCAGACGGCUCAAACGAAGAUGUCCUCAUAAAGACAGUACGAGUGGUGGCGAAUCUAUGUUUGACAGAGGAGACAGGUCGCGGGCUUGUGGAACACGCUGAUAGGAUUGUGAGGGCGAUGAUGAGUUGUUUGGAGGUAGCAGCCAGGGUCGGGGGGAAGGAAUUAACAGAUAUAGAGCGCAAGUCCAGUGAGGAACGUCGUGAGGAAUUAGCGACGGCUGCACUGGCCACUAUAAACAACAUCACCUUCUACUUCGAACCAACGGACUCCACACACUUUGAUACCUUGGACCAUCUGGUUGAAGUAACAUGUGGCUGGUUGUCUCACGGCGGGCUCCCCACACACGAGGCGGUCCGAGCGCUCGGUAACCUCACGCGCUGUGACCGCGCCGCGCGCGCCGCCGUGCUGUACGGGGCCUUAGACGCUCUACCGCCCUUACACACUCAUGACGACGAGGAGGUUCGUAGCGCGUCCGCUGGUGUGUUAGUGAAUGUGUGCGGUGCGGGUGGCGGGGUGCAGGAGGCCGGGGGCGCUGCCGCUAGGGCUCUGGCCGCGGCCGCGAGGAUGAGAGACGUCCGCUCGGGGGCUCUGCUGGCCCGAGCUGUGUGGAACGCUCUAGAACAACGACCAUUGGACGUACACAACGCUAGAAUGGCGGCCGCCGCGUUAGCGACCUUCAUAGGCAAUAGUAUCCACGUGUUUGAGCUAAUUGACUAUAUGACUCCGUGGCGCAACGGUAGCGCGUCUGACUCCAGAUCAGAAGAAGACGAGUCAUUGUUGGCUGUGUGUGAAGCCGCGAAGUGCGAGGAACGACGCGCCAGCGACCCAGAUAUUAUGAAAAACCACAGUGUAAAAUUGGGUUUGGAAGGUCGAGGUUACAAUCGGGAGCAUGUUGAAUCGAAAUUGUCGUUGAGCGUUGAAGAAGAUCUGCAUUUGGAAGAGUUUGAAGAAGAAGGGGAAAGAUGGUCAGGCUCGGACUUGGGUUUUGAAGAAGGCAGUCCGGAGCCCUGUUCGUGUGGUCGCUGUUCCCGCGGCAGUUCGUGGAGGGCCCUCACUGAUGUCGCACUGCCGCUGCUGCAGAGACUGCUGCCGGCACGACGAGAUGCAGCAGUCGGCACAGAUUAA